This is a messenger RNA of Drosophila obscura, 3384 nucleotides long. RefSeq names its product 26S proteasome non-ATPase regulatory subunit 1 (gene Rpn2). The record is from RefSeq and is a predicted model, not a curated record. The transcript has 4 exons. Gene Ontology annotation, molecular function: enzyme regulator activity. Gene Ontology annotation, biological process: proteasome-mediated ubiquitin-dependent protein catabolic process; regulation of protein catabolic process. Bases 124 to 3228 code for a protein of 1034 amino acids. Gene Ontology annotation, cellular component: proteasome storage granule; proteasome complex; nucleus. Lineage: Eukaryota; Metazoa; Arthropoda; Insecta; Diptera; Drosophilidae.
GUGCCCUCGAUGGUUUGACACCACUACCAGUGAUUUAGCAUUUCUCGGCAUAAAGAAAAAUUAUUCUAAAAAAAGUGCAAAUUUUUGAACAGAUAUUUAGCUGGAAAAAAAGGAAGCACAAAAAUGAGUCUUACAUCCGCCGCGGGGAUAAUAUCCCUACUCGAUGAACCGAUGCCAGAUCUUAAGGUAUUUGCGCUGAAGAAGCUGGACAACAUUGUGGACGAGUUUUGGCCGGAAAUAUCCGAGUCCAUAGAGAAGAUUGAGAUGCUCCAUGAGGACAGAGGAUUCCCGGAAAACAAAUUGGCUGGCAUGGUUGCCUCCAAGGUAUUCUAUCACUUGGGAUCAUUCGAGGAUGCCCUCACUUAUGCGCUGGGCGCUGGCGAUCUUUUCGAUGUGAAUGCGCGGAACGAAUACACGGAGACAAUCAUUGCCAAGUGCAUUGAUUUCUACAUUGCCCAACGCGUACAGUUCAUUGAAAACCCCAAGGAGGCCACCGCUGUAGAUGAGCGCCUCGAAGGCAUUGUUAAUCGCAUGAUCCAGCGCUGCCUGGACGACAACCAGUUCAGGCAGGCUCUGGGUAUUGCGCUGGAGACCCGCCGCAUGGACAUCUUCACGGUGGCCAUCAUGAAGUCGGACGAUGUACGCGGCAUGCUGGCCUAUGCCUACAAUGUAACAAUGUCGCUGAUACAGAAUCGCGGCUUCCGCAACGAAGUACUGCGCUGUUUGGUCGGCCUUUACAAGGACCUGGGCGUGCCCGACUAUGUAAACAUGUGCCAGUGCUUAAUAUUCCUCGAGGAUCCGCUGGCCGUGGCAGAGAUGCUAGACACUCUGACACGUUCCGCUGUGGAGACAAACAAUCUGAUGGCCUAUCAGAUUGCCUUCGAUCUGUACGAGUCGGCCACCCAAGAGUUUCUGGGCAACGUACUGCAGGCUCUCAAGGAUACAGCACCGAUUCCCACAGCCCUGCCCAGCACGUUCAAGCCGCAGGGGACCAGCUCUGGCGAUGCAGCGGCCAAGUCUGACGAAGAUAAAGCCAAACCGGACGAAGAUAUUACGGAAGAAAAAGAAGCUGAGCCCAAGGUCGAACGCACAAUCGAUUCUUUGAACGAAGUGGAGAAACUGCAUCAGAAAAAUAUUGAGAAGCUGAUCUCCAUUCUCUCCGGCGAGAUCUCCAUUGAUCUGCAACUGCAGUUCCUCAUCCGCAGUAAUCAUGCCGAUUUGCAGGUGCUGCGCGGCACCAAGGAGGCUGUGCGCGUGUCCAUUUGCCACACGGCCACGGUCAUCGCCAAUGCCUUCAUGCACAGCGGCACCACCUCCGAUCAAUUCCUGCGCGACAACUUGGAUUGGUUGGCGAGGGCGACAAACUGGGCCAAAUUAACGGCCACCGCCUCAUUGGGUGUCAUACAUCGUGGACACGAAAAGGAUUCGCUGGCGCUGAUGCAAAGCUACUUGCCCAAGGAGGCGGGUCCCAGUUCUGGCUACUCUGAGGGUGGUGCUCUCUAUGCUCUGGGCCUCAUACAUGCCAAUCACGGAGCCAACAUUAUUGACUACUUGUUGCAGCAGCUGAAGGAUGCCCAGAACGAGAAUGUGCGUCACGGCGGUUGUCUGGGCCUCGGUCUGGCCGGCAUGGGUACCCACCGACAGGAUCUGUACGAGCAGUUGAAGUUCAAUUUGUAUCAGGAUGAUGCUGUUACUGGCGAGGCGGCGGGCAUUGCAAUGGGCAUGGUUAUGCUGGGCUCGAAGAACGCACAGGCCAUCGAGGAUAUGGUGUCGUAUGCCCAGGAAACGCAGCACGAGAAGAUCCUUCGGGGUCUGGCUGUCGGCAUAUCGUUGACCAUGUUCUCUCGCCUUGAGGAGGCCGAUCCCCUCGUUACCAGUCUGUCCACCGACAAGGAUCCCGUCCUGCGUCGCUCUGGCAUGUACACCCUGGCCAUGGCAUACAACGGAACCGGCAGCAACAAAGCCAUACGCAAACUCCUGCACGUGGCCGUCUCCGAUGUGAACGACGAUGUUCGACGUGCUGCUGUCACCGCCAUUGGCUUCAUACUCUUCCGCACACCGGAACAGUGUCCUUCGGUGGUCAGUCUGCUUGCCGAGUCCUACAAUCCGCACGUGCGCUACGGAGCAGCGAUGGCCCUGGGCAUUGCUUGCGCCGGCACUGGGCUGCGCGAAGCCAUUGCUCUGCUGGAGCCGAUGGUCAAGUUUGAUCCCGUGAACUUUGUGCGCCAGGGAGCAUUGAUUGCCUCGGCCAUGAUCCUGAUACAGCACACGGACCAGAGCUGCCCCAAGACCACCUUCUUCCGGCAGCUGUAUGCGGAGGUCAUUAGCAACAAGCACGAGGAUGUCAUGGCCAAAUACGGCGCCAUCUUGGCACAAGGUAUCAUUGAUGCUGGCGGACGAAACGCCACGCUCUCGCUGCAAUCACGCACCGGACACACCAAUCUGCAGGCUGUCGUCGGAAUGCUGGCCUUCACUCAGUACUGGUACUGGUUCCCCCUGGCUCACACUCUCUCGCUGGCCUUCACGCCGACCUGUGUGAUUGGUCUGAAUUCAGACCUGAAGAUGCCCAAAAUGGAGUACAAGUCGGCUGCCAAGCCAUCGCUGUAUGCCUACCCUGCCCCGCUGGAGGAGAAGAAGAGCGAGGAGCGCGAGAAGGUGGCCACGGCAGUGCUCUCGAUUGCCGCCAGACAGAAGCGUCGCGAGAAUGCCGACAAGAAGGAAGACGAGAAAAUGGACGUCGAUGAGGACAGCAAGGAGGGUGCGACUCCAGCCAAGAAGGAGGAUGAGAAGGCCGAGCCGUCGGCCAAGUCCGAUGAAAAGCCAGCGGAGGAGAAGCCCAAGAAGAAGGACGAGAAGGAGAAGGAAAAGAAGAAGGAGGAUGAGAAGGAAAAGGACAAAGAGGCGGCCGGCACAAGCGCUAGCGCUAGCGCUGACAAAGAGAAGGACAAGAAGGAGGAGAAGAAGGAAAAGAAAGAGCCGGAACCGAAUUUCGAAAUCCUCCAGAACCCCGCACGUGUCCUGCGUCAACAGUUGAAGGUCCUGAGCGUCAUCGACAACCAGACCUACGAGCCCCUGAAGGAAGUCACCAUUGGCGGCAUCAUUGUAUUCCAGCACAGCGGCAAGGUUGAGGAACAGGAACUCGUCGAGCCCGUGGCCGCCUUCGGUCCAAUGAACGAUGAGGAGAAGGAGCCCGAGCCCCCAGAGCCCUUCGAAUACAUUGAAGACUAAAUGGGCAUGUUGUUCGUCAUUAUCUAAGUAAAUUUGUUCAGAUUUUUCAGUUUGGGCAUACGUGUCACGAUAUCUGCACUAGACACAAAACAAUUGCAUAUGCCGAUUUAAUGCUAAUCCCUAAUUAUAAUACAAUAAAAGUUUCAUCGUCUAUGA